AUGAACUUCCUCCGCCAACGCCUCCCUGCCCCGAGGCAAGACCAGCAAGCCCGACGAGCUCGCCAGCAAGGCGGACCGGCGGCCGCGAGCGAGAGCUACCAACCCUCUCGCAUCGCCCAACUCGCCCAGGAGUCUCCCACAUGGUACAAGUCCGCCGCCCGCCGAAAGCUCUACUUCCUCCUCUUCCCCGCCGCCGUUGUUUCGUACGCCACGAGCGGAUACGAUGGCUCGAUGAUGAACUCCCUCCAGACCGUUUCCUACUUUGACGACUUCUUCGACAACCCGCGCGGGGCGGUCCUCGGCUUGAUGAGUGCCAUCAGCAAUACCUGUUGGUAUGUCGGUAGUAUCGCGGCAGCAUGGAUCACGUUUGGUACUCGAAAUAUCCCUAGCACCUGGUCUUGGCGAAUCCCGUCUCUUCUUCAGAUGGCACCUAGUGUAGUGCAGCUCGCAGCCAUCUGGUUUGUUCCCGAGUCUCCACGUUGGCUCAUCUCACACGAUCGUGGGGACGAGGCCAUGGAGGCCUUGAAGCAAUACCACGGCGAAGGCGAAGAGACGGAGCUGGUCAGAUUGGAGUUUGAAGAGAUCAGAGCUGCUAUCGACAAUGAGAAGAGACUUGGAAGCACAACUUGGGCAUCAAUGGUUAAGACGAAAGGCAACCGAUACCGCAUGUUUCUUGUCGUCUGCAUGGGAUUCUUCUCCCAAUGGUCUGGUAACGGCCUGAUUGCUUAUUACCUCUCGAGAAUCAUGGACACCGUCGGUAUCACGAACAAGAACACACAAGCUCUGGUCAAUGGCUUACUCAACAUCUGGAACUUCGGCCUUGCCCUGACUACUGCAUUCUUCGUGGAACGCAUCGGCCGCCGCCCCCUCUUCCGCAUCUCGACCUGCGGUAUGCUCGUAGUCUUUAUCGGUUGGACCAUCGCCUCAGCUCGAUUCGCCGAAACCAGUGCCAGCUCCGCCGGUAUCGCCGUCAUGGCGCUGAUUUUCAUCUACCAAGUCUUCUACUGCAUCGCCUUCUCGCCCUUGCCGGUCGCUUAUUCUGUGGAGGUCCUGCCGUACUCCAUCCGCGCCAAGGGCAUGGCAACAUACGUCUUCUCGACCAAAGCUGCCGUCUUUGUCAACCAAUACGUAAACCCGAUCGGCAUCCAGAACAUUGGUUGGCGCUUCUAUAUAGUCUAUGUUGCUAUCUUAGCUGUGGAGGCUUGCGUCGCUUAUGGGUGGUUCUUGGAGACUAAGGGCAAGGCUUUGGAGGAGAUUGCCGUCAUCUUUGAUGGUGAAGAAGCGAACGUUCGGAUUGCGGAGAAUGGGAAGGGAGAUGGUCCUAUUGACGUGGUGGAAACGGAGCACGCAACUUCAAAGGUCUAG
Molecule: messenger RNA, 1365 nt
Organism: Colletotrichum lupini
Lineage: Eukaryota; Fungi; Ascomycota; Sordariomycetes; Glomerellales; Glomerellaceae
Product: lactose permease
Exons: 5
Coding region: 1-1365 (454 amino acids)
Biological process (GO): carbohydrate transport; transmembrane transport
Cellular component (GO): membrane
Molecular function (GO): carbohydrate:proton symporter activity
Source: RefSeq, a predicted model, not a curated record